GGCCUUAGAGUUUUGUUAGCCCAAGGAGAUUUCGAGACGAUAUGCGUAUUAUACUGGAACCGGCCGGCUGCAGGUCAAUCCUGCAGUGCAACCAAUCGACCAAUCCUGUACUGUAACCCGAUGGAAUACUACCUACCACUUCCUACCAUCCAAAUCCAACUUGGUCUCAUAAACUUAAUAAGCUAAGCCAAGCAUAAGUCAUAGGUACGGUUCAAGUAUUAGAAGUAUUUGAGAAGGAGGAGAUAAUGUCCGAUCAUAAGACAUUAACCAUAAGACCUUUCCUCGUUUUUCACCCAUCUCGAAAAGAAAAUCGGCCAACCCGCUAGGAAAAAACGCAUCAUGUCGUCGGCUCUGGAUUUUUUAUCCCUUCUUCCACCGGAACAGCAACAGCCCAUUCUCAAUGGCCCAGCGCUGGCUCCACCUAGCAAAGAUGUGGUGCCAAACUUUGAGAAUCCGCCGAACAUGAACAGACUUGUUGUAGCGGUCGUCACGGUUGGCUUGGCCAUAGUCACAAUUGCGGUUUUCCUUCGUGCUUAUGUGAAGAUCUGGAUUGUGAAAAACCCACAGAUUCAAGAUGCUAUUGGUCUUCUCUCAUAUGGCGCAUUUAUUGGCUAUUCAUACUGCAUCUAUCGCUUUGCAGCAACGUCCGGAAUGUUUGUCCAUCAAUGGAAUUUCCUAGUGCGCGACCUGUCGGGAAUGAUUUAUAUCGUUCAACUUGCUGUCAAUUUCUACGCGAUCGUUUUAAUUCUAUUAAAAACGGCUAUCUUAAUAGACUGGGUCCAAAUGUUUAUUCCGCGUGGUACUCGUGGGGUGUUCUUCUGGACCUGCUAUGGAAUUCUCUUGUUCAACUUCCUCUUUUAUUUCUCUUCUGAGAUAGCUGGGAACCUUAGCUGCAUACCGUUUGCGAGAAUCUGGGACAAGACCAUUCCGGGUAAAUGUUUCGAUCGCAACCCAUUAGAUUUGACGACAGCUAGCGUCAACGUGGUCUGUGACCUCUUCAUCCUUAUCGCUCCACAAAAGAUCAUCUGGGGUCUACACUUGACAAGAGAGAAAAAGAUCGGCGUUUCCAUCGUCUAUGCCAUAGGUCUUCUGUCCAUUAUUUUCGCAAUCGUUCGACUAGGGUUAAGCAUACACCAUCUUAGCUCUCAGGAUUGGACAUUCAAUAUCUCGCAGGUGGCCCUAUUAUCCUUUGCUGAACUGGCCUUUGGAAUACUGGUGUUUUGCAUUCCCGCGAUUCCCAAAGCGUUCAAGGAAUCAAAACUACUGGGCCGGAUGGUGUCCUCUACGACUCGUAUCAAGACUAUGGAUGCGGCCACUUGGAGCACCUCGCAGCUACGAAAGAACCCCGACGGGAUUGGAGAAUACAAUCGCAUGGAGCAUCCCGACAACGAAAUCUCGCUAGCGGAUUUUCAUUCGGGGGACAGCCACGGGCGUAGCAGUGCUGGCAUCAUCAAAGGUAACAGGGAUGGUGAUGAGCGUGGAUGGGGGGGUAUCGCUCGGACCACUCAAGUUACUAUCUCGGUAGAGCAACAGAAUAAGCAUCCAGAGGGAAAUGGGUUCGAUGGCAACAGUCACCCCUGGGCUUCGGAUCGCGUGUAAAAGUAGAAUUAUCUAGAGAUACCUAUCACCAUGUAUAAUAUUUACUAUGUAUCACGAAAGAUGUAUUUUUACAGUUAAAUGAGCCUAAUGGAUGUAUGGACCUAACAAAUGGCCAUUUUUACUUGAAUCC
Molecule: messenger RNA, 1729 nt
Organism: Daldinia caldariorum
Lineage: Eukaryota; Fungi; Ascomycota; Sordariomycetes; Xylariales; Hypoxylaceae
Exons: 6
Coding region: 340-1599 (419 amino acids)
Source: RefSeq, a predicted model, not a curated record